AUGCACCUCUCGAAGUUUGAAAUUUUAGCCAUUUCAAUUGGUAUACUAAUUGCAAUACAACCUUCCUAUAUUCAUCCAGAUGAACAUUUUCAAAGUUUAGAGAUACUCGCACAACUAUUCUAUGGAAUUAACGGUACUAUCCCAUGGGAAUAUGAUCUAAUAAAUGGUGCCCGUAGCUUUGUUCCUUUGAUUUUGUAUUAUGGACCUGUCUAUUAUCUCUUGGCAUGCAUCCUGCAUAUUAAUAAUCCGAGUAUACUAUUGUAUUGUGUGAGGUUACAACACGCAUUAUCAUUCCUAUUAAUAACGUACAUGAGUUUAUCUUAUAUUGUCCCUAAUAGCAAGGCUUGCAGAUCAAAAGCCUACGUUUAUGUGAUUACUUCAUAUGUGACUUGGUCGUUUCAAAGUCAUUCAUUUUCAAAUUCCAUAGAAACCUUGGUUCUACUAGCAACGAUAGCUACAUUUUCAAUGCAGUUAGAAAAAUCCACUCAAAAUUAUUAUUUGCUUUCGAUAUUUCAAGGUAUAUUAAUAACUUUGGGUAUCUUUAAUAGAAUGACAUUUCCUGCAUUCGUAUUUUUACCCUCGUUGAUGGUAUUUUGGAAAUAUUACUUAAACCAUUGGAGGAGUUUUAUGCUGUUAAUUCUAACAAUAGUUGUUACGUCUUUUAUUUUCAUUUUGAUUGACACCAAUAUUUAUGGUAGCAGCAUUUACAUUAUUGCACCAAUGAACAAUUUAUUAUACAAUGUAUCUGUUGAUAAUUUAUCCCAGCAUGGUUUACAUCCAAGGUACACACAUAUAUUGGUAAAUCUACCGCAAUUAAUAGGUCCUGGUAUACUAUAUAUGAUACCUCAUCAUAAAAAUCAAAUAAAAUCAUUUUUCAUGUCAUUACCCAUGUUAUCUAUUUAUUCUGCGAUACUUAUAUUAUCGUUAUUCCCACAUCAAGAAUUAAGAUUUUUGACACCAUUGGUCCCAUUCAUAUGUAUUAAGUUAGCGAAGUGUAAGUCGCCAAUAUUCUUCAAGAUAUGGGUAAUGUUCAAUUUAACCAUGGGUAUUAUUAUUGGAGUAUUCCAUCAGAGUGGGAUAGUGGAUAUUUUAACUCAACAAAUAUUUUACGCCGAUCGUGAUAUCAAUGUACAUAUAUGGUGGAAAUCUUACUCUCCACCCACGUGGAUGUAUAUGAAUGAUAAUUUAACAGUAAGUACAACAAAUUUCAUUGAUGAUAUUGAAAGAAUCGAUAAUAUCGAUUUUAAUAUGCAUGAGAAUUAUGUCAUAGAUUUAAAAGGUUCUGACCUAAAACUUACAAAUGAAACAAUAUGGAAUUUUAUGAAGAAUGAUGCUAUGAGAAAGAUUACACUAUUCUACCCAAGUUCCGUCGAGUCCAAAGUGCUACAGAUUCUAAACAAUACUCAUAUACAGCAUAAGAAAAUUUACCACACAAGGAGACAUUUAGAUCUUGAUCACUUCGAUAUCAAUGAUUUAUCUACAUUCAUUCCUGGCUUUUCCGUCGUGGAACUUCAAUACGCAUAA
Molecule: messenger RNA, 1524 nt
Organism: Maudiozyma barnettii
Lineage: Eukaryota; Fungi; Ascomycota; Saccharomycetes; Saccharomycetales; Saccharomycetaceae
Gene: SMP3
Product: glycosylphosphatidylinositol-alpha 1,2 mannosyltransferase
Exons: 1
Coding region: 1-1524 (507 amino acids)
Biological process (GO): GPI anchor biosynthetic process
Cellular component (GO): endoplasmic reticulum membrane
Molecular function (GO): alpha-1,2-mannosyltransferase activity
Source: RefSeq, a predicted model, not a curated record